Fonsecaea multimorphosa CBS 102226 is the source of this 918-nucleotide messenger RNA. RefSeq lists its product as uncharacterized. Bases 1 to 918 code for a protein of 305 amino acids. The transcript is spliced from 3 exons. The record is from RefSeq and is a predicted model, not a curated record. NCBI's taxonomy places the organism in Eukaryota, Fungi, Ascomycota, Eurotiomycetes, Chaetothyriales, Herpotrichiellaceae. Gene Ontology annotation, molecular function: oxidoreductase activity.
AUGAACGGCCAUUUAGAUGCGUCCGGCUUGAAGGACAGGUCGAUCAUUGUCACAGGAGGUGCUUCAGGCAUAGGUCUUGCAGCCGUCAGACGGUUUGCAGAAGGGGGUGCCUAUGUCACCAUCGCAGACGUUCAAGAUGCUGCCGGGAACAAGGCGGCUGCUGAUCUCAAUGCCAAGGGCUACCACGUCUCCUUAGUCCACUGUGACACAACCGACUGGGAGUCGAGUGUAGCUGCGUUCAAACAUGCCGCUUCCUUCGGCCCAAGCAAAUCCCUGGAUGUCGCAGUUCUGAACGCCGGCAUAGAAGGCGACAGGGGCAGCCUGACAGACCAGGUCCUGGCAGCUCCCGAGCCUUCCUUGGAUCCCGAAGUGAUCCCAACACGUCCAAGGCGCAAAGCAGCGGCUGUGAACUUCUUGGGGGUAUACGACAAUUGCUGGUUGGCAUUGCACUAUAUGCGUUUGCCGUCGAAAGUUGAAUCAUCGAACACACAGCACAAAUCAAUCAUCCUCACUGCUUCUCUGGCAGCUUAUGCUGACAUGCCCGCCUCUUCAGAUUAUAAUUCUUCAAAGUUUGCCGUCCGAGGCCUCUUCCGAGGGCUCCGACACACAACUGCUGCGCUUAAUGUCCACGUGAACCUGCUCGCACCUUACUGGAUCAACACACCCCUCGUUCAAUCUGUUUUGCCAGCGUUGGAGGCGAAGGGGGUGAAGCCAGGUCAUGGAUUGACAUGGGCCAGCAUCGAUCAUGUGGUGGACGCCAUGGUUAGAUCCGCCACUGACCCAAGUGUCGGCGGUAAGGCUUGGGGGAUUUGGCCAGAGGGCUACUUUGAUAUGGGAGAGGACGAGGCGGGGGGCUGGGCAGGAGAUCAUCUGAGGGAGCAAUGGAAGAUCCAGAGGUCAAAGGGCGACAUGCUGUGA